UGGUGCUGAAAUGACUCUGCUUCGAUACAACUGUGCGCUGCCUUACAAUAAAGUGACCCUGUUUUCCGGCCUCAUUUGCCAGCGGAAAUUACUUCAGAAGCUAAAAGUGACAGUCUUUUUCAGGCAGCUACAAGACCACCUAAUUUAUGUUUUGAAAGUAAGAGAAGGAAAAUAAAGACAGCCCUCUUUCUCUUUUCUCUCCUCCUCCUCAUCUCUCUCACUCCUGCACAGAGAGAGAGAGAGAAAGGGGGAGGGAGUCAGUUCAAGCGGGGAUAAUCAGAGGAGUGGGUCAGUGUUGGCAGAUAACAUCCGCGAUGAGGGGGGAGAAAAAAGAGUGAAAACGCAUCAAAGCAGCAAAACAAUAUGACAGGAGGGAGAUAACAGUCGAGAUCGACCACCAUCAGCGCUGACGUCCAGUGUUGGCAGAUGCGAGCAGUUUCCUCCGGCUCUCAGCAUCCAAUUACAAUGGACGAGCUCCGACUGUGUGGACUCUAAAGCGCUGCCCAGCCAGAAGCGAGUGGGAAAAGAGGAAACAGAGAAAAAGAAAGGGAGGGAAACAAUGCUCCGGCUCAUCCAUCUGCACUGAUUUGAAGUGGGAUUCAUCUUUUUUUAAAUUGUUUUGUCUCCUUAGUCGCGAGUGAGGGGACUGCUGGCAGGUCCACGCACGCAGGGAAACGGUAAGAAGCUGUGUGUGUGUGUGUGUGUGUGUGUGUGUGUGUGUGUGUUUGUUUGGGAAGAAAAAAGGGGACAGUGUGCACGCGGGAUAGUGACACAGGGGCUCUUUAAUGUUGGGACUCUAGUCAUGCAGGCAUAAUUUCUGCUCAUAUUUGAUGUAAUGUCAUCCAACAGUUGACAUAAAUUAAAUCUUUUUUGAUGUUUUUGGAGUCAAAAACUCUCAGCAGUGCACUUUGAUGUAUUUGAAUAUGAAAGUGGAGCAAAAGAGCUGAAUUUGUUAAUAACAUGGAUUAAAUUAUGAUGCAAGAAGUUUGAGUGAUAUGACAUCUUUACUUUUGAGACUAAAAGAACCCUGAGGGCAUUUAAAACCCAAACCUGAGAAUCAGUGUUCCAGAUUAUCCCACAAUACCUGUUAAUAAUUGAGGAGUGAACGGUGCAGAUACUGCAUACUGAGACAAUUUGGGUCAAAGGCUGCAAAAACGUCUGCUCUUAUUAAUAUGAAAUGAGUGGGCAAAAUAUUCCCAAACUUAACUCCCAACAGCAGAAACAGACCCUAAAUGUGCCCUGUAGCACAUUCUCCCUGUGUUAUAUUGCUCCAUGCUGAUAUUAAUAUUUUAUAGACGUGUGUGUGUGUGUGUGUGUGUGUGUGUGUGUGGGGGGGGGGGGGGGGGGGGGGGUAAGGUGCUUUCAUGCAGUCUUUCUUUGAAUGUAUAUUGUAGGGUAUUAAGUUCUUGGUGACAUAAUUGGAGAUGUGUUAAUUCCAUUUGUGUACGAAAUUGGUGUCACAGCUAAAAGUGGUGAUGUAUUAACCCACAUUAUAAAGAUGUGCGCUUCUAAUUUAGUUUCCUAAUAUAGUUUUUACAUAAAGCAGGCGAAAAAUUGGACACCAAGGUCCAUUAAAUAAAGUCCGGUAUGACACCGUUUCUCAGUGUGCAGUCUAAACGCCAAUCAUAUGAAUUGAGCUGACUCCUUUAUGAUAAUUUAUAUUGACUAUAUGGACAGAAGGUGUUGUAUUUUGCUGCAUUAUAUUACACAAAUAUAUUUUGAGAGAGUCGGGUUAGUAUAAAACACUGCGUCACAAACUACAGCAAUAAGAUAGACCAUUGUCUUCAAAAAUUAAACAUCAUGAACAUCUCAGAUUUGUAUUCAUCACAGUGCGGCUGUUUUUCCUGCAUUUAUUUUGGUGAGGUGUCUCUAAAAAACAGUCAGUGGAGUCUCAAUCUAGUUGAUAUUCUGAGGUAUUACUUGCUUUUCCUAUGCUGUUGCUGAUUUCUUUCAUUAACGCACACUUCAAAAAGUUAUUCUUGUAAAAAAAAAAACAUGUUCUUACAAAUCUGACCGAGGCGACACAACAACAUCAUACUGGGGUUUCCCAUCAUUCCACAGUACUACGGCAUCAAUACCCCUGUUCUGAUCUUUGGAUAUAGUUCAGAGACAGGCUAUACCAAUUUCCUCUGUAGAGCCUCUGUGUAUUCAAAUCACAUGGGAAUUUUCAAGUGCUACUGUUGUGAUAGAGAAAAAAAAGGGAGUAUAAUAAGAUGAGUGCUGAGCACAGCACACACCCUGCAGGAAUCUGGUAGUGAAAUCACACUGACACUAUGGGAGACGCCAGGAGGGAUAAAGUAUGAUUAGAUCACUACAAGCUCACCAUCACAUCGUACCUGUCUCUACAGGGAGACUGUCAUGUUUCCUCAAUGUGCUUUCUAAGUACUUUAGUCUCCUUCUUAAUGUCAGAGUUUAAUGCACGUCUGUUUAGUUAAUUGCUAUUCUGCGCAGGAAGCAGUGAGGAUCCAAAGAGCGGGCCCCUGGAUAGGACCUUGUUUGUUCAACUCCGAGGUUGGGAUGUCUGUCCGUGUGGACAGAUUCAUACAGACAAGUUGACUACAUAUGCCUGCAGAGAUAUUAAAUUUUUCAUUGGAUACUGUCUGCUAGACAACGGAGACUGAAUCUCUACUUCUAUAAUUGUAUAGCCUGAAAAUCUACUGAUUCAGGCAAAAAUCAUCAAAACGCGUAAGAGAAUAAACCAAUAGCUUUAACAGUUUUAUUAUUUCCUGUCUAUAUGCCUGACUUCACUGACAAGCACAAUACAGGCGAUGUGCCAUGGUGUUAUUUGACACACAUCUGGCAUCCAUCACUUGCAGUCAGCAGAUGCUGUCACCUCCAUGGCAACAAAGAAACAUAAUUUAUGAGGAUUCAAUGGCUCCUUCUGCAGACACUACUGCACACCCAAUAUUACUGAAAUGCAAUAUAGCCGGGAUGAUAAGCAAUCAUUUUCCAACGAUUGCAAAGCAUUCACUUCAUUUUUUGGACACACAUACACACACUUUUUCUCACUUUUUUUUUCUCUUUGCUGCUUGAGCAAUACUUGCAAUUUCAACAAAGCUGCCAUAAAAAGGAGUAAUAUUUACAAUUCAGAUUCACCCGUCUGGAACAUCAGGGGGAACACAAUAAUGUAACAGCUUAGAAGAAAAUAGAAUCACAUACAAACUCAGUCAUGUGGAUACUUUUUUGUCAAAAAGAAGGGGAAAUAUGAAAAUGGAAGUCAUUGUUCUGCUUCUCAAUGGAGGAGGACGCGACUCGGCUUCAUCCAUCUUCCAACCCGUCUGAUCUCAUCCAUCCAUCACAGUGUGAAACAAAACUCCUGAGCGACUGUCAGAUGUUAUGACUGUGCGUCUCAUUUUGCCUCUCUUGUUACCACACACUCCCACUCCUACAGUUAGUUACACAUAAGAAGUGAUGAACUGAAAUGGGGUGAAACCAGACUGAUGAAAAUGAGGCAAAAGAAGUCGAAAGAUCAAACCUCCCAUUCUGCCCCGAUGUAAUCCACUGACUCAUAAAUCCUGCAGCCUGUCAAAUGAAGCUACUGUGAGUGAAAUUGCUCUGAUCGAUUGCAUCAACCAACCUUGACAAUUAGAAUGGACAUUGAGUGUUCAUGUGUGUGUGUGUGUGUGUGUGUGUGCAAGAAAGACAGACAUACAGACACCAGAGAAAAUUGGUAUUUGAAAGAGGGCAAUGCACGAAAGCACACCAGGGCAUGUUUCAAAGAGGGGAUGUUGACAAAGAGAUUCUUUUGAAAUGUGAAGAGCAGGAAACGCUAAUAGUUAUUUUCAAAAGGUGAAACAGUUAAUCAAAGUGUUGCCCGUGUGUUUACAACUGUAACUGCCUGAGUCCAAGAGAAAGACAAACUAAACCAUACUGGAUUUUUUGUUGGCUUUAUCUUUUUCGAAAAAAAUGGAGGCACAGUUUUAGAUUUUAGGGAACACGCUUUUGUUUUCUCCCCUUCAAGCCUGCUAUCUGAUGAGCAGCUGGAUAAAGACUGAAAAGGGAACACAGAUAGCAAGGCUCCAUUUAAAGGAAGUAAAAUCCUUCAAAAAUUCCUCUCUACAGUCUCCACUGGUUGCUUGGUAACCUCACGUACACAACAAGACUCCAGGAAGUCUCAGAGUAUGAAUUUUAACCCCCCAUAAAACCUUAACUUUACGGUUAUUGCCUCUGAAAACACUUAUAAUGCUCCACAAAACUAUUUUGUUUGCUGCAGUUCUACUUUCUGCUGCGUGAACAAACACUUUGUAUCUUCACAGACACACUGCUGCGCGCAAUUAGCACAGUGAAUCAUGUCUCUUCCUGUGUGCUGGGAGCAGUAUCUGCUCUAGCCCAUAGCAACCAUAACAGUGUAUGCAGUCAUAUUUCUGUAACCAAACUGAAUUAACUGUCAUAUAUUAAGUUUAGCUGGAAGUUACAUGAACUAGAGGUGGGCAAUAUAGCCUCAAAUUUUAUCAUGAUAUUUUAAAGAAAUUUGCAAAAAUGAAAUGACAAAAAAGAUUUUUAAAAAAUGCAUGGUGAUUGUUGCUCAGAGGCAGCAGCAUUUGUUUGUGAAGACAAAAUAAGGGGCAUUUUGCAUCAACGUAUCUGCUUUGUUGCCACUAUGUCUGGUGGAUUCAGAAAUCUACCACCCACUCAUGAAUAGCUGCACCUAAACCUCGACUGAGAGGAGACAGAGUGAUUAUGAUUUUUAAAAAUACCUUUAAAUACUGCUCUAAGUUAUAUAUUUUCCAUAGCAACAUGACUCAUAUAUAAUGACAGAGCAAUGCUACAGAACUUAUAGUGGUGUAAAAAAGCAGAGCAGCCUCACAGAAAGAAUCUCUGUGGACAUAUAUAAUCAUAAAGUGAGCUUCCAAAUGACUAAAAGUAAAAUAAUGGAGAUAGACAGUGUCCGGUUUUAUGCAUACUUGUUCUUAUUGAGGUAAAUAAGCAUGUCAACAUGGUUGGAUGUCAGACAGGGGUGCAACUAGGUCACAGUCAGUCCAGCAGCAGAAAACACGCACUGAGGGGACACUGUUGUAGCUGGUAUGCAGAGAUACUGGUGAGCAGGUUUGCCAGUCUGAGAAAUCUCUUUGCACAGCUUGUAAAAGUUCUCAACCUACAUGUUUGGUUUGUUUGUGCCUGUUGUUGAAUAUUUGCUCCCAAAUAGGAGGCUUGUGGAGACCUUGUCCACAGCUGCAGCCCUCAGUGAGUGCCUCCGCUGUGCCCAACACCUUCAGGCAGUUGGUUCACAUUAAAAUUUAAAGCUCCUGUCAGGGACUUUCAGUUUGUGUCAAUUUUGACACCCCCCUGUGGACAAAGCAGUCUUUGCUUAUCAUAUCCACUUCAUGUAAAAGUACGGUCUUGUGGGAAAAAAAAGAAAUCUCAUCCUGCUGAAUUUUUACAGCCAAUGUCAUCAUUUAAUGUGUUUGUACAGAAAUGGAUUAUGUAGACAGCUGCUCUGUUGGCACCUACCCCCUCAUAUCAGCCUGAGGAAUUUAAAAUGACUAAAUAAAAAAUAUCAGCCCUGUCACUAGUGUUUUUCUGUAAUAAUAAAAAAAGCAUCAAUAUGUAUUUUAGUUGACUUCAUUAAAAAAAAAAAAAAUGACAGAAGCUUAAAACACCACCCUGACAGCUCAAUAUGAUAUGAGACCACAUGUUGCUUAUGUCUAACAGACAGAGAAUCAAGCCAAGACCUGUGUGUUUGUGUACAUUCUUCACAAACAAUAACCCAAUAAUUAAUCAAUUGUUAUUUUAACCAUUUUAACAUUAUACAAGACUGUUAAAACUCUUAUAAAAUAUAUAAACCUUUCUCCAAACAAAGUGUCUAUUUCAGUUCAUCACAAGUUAUAACUAAUGUAAUUAACACGGUGAAAAUGGUCCUAAUACUUUUUACAGCAGCUAAAAUCAAUUUUAAAAAAAUGUCCAAAUAAUCUGGCUUUAAAAAUGUUUUAAAAAUGUUAAUGUAUUUCCCAUUUUGAACAGGCUGUCUGCAACCGUUUUUUAAAGGAUGAAAUUUAAUGCAGUUAAAUCAGUCCAAUAAUUCUUCAUUUUAUGGCAACCUAAAACCUACCCCAUAAUGUAGUCUGAUCUCACAAAUUUAAAAUCAAUUAUUUAUCUAAUGGCACAUUAACCAUUGAUAAAUCCAUCAGUUACUGUAUAUAUGUGACCGAUUAAUAAGGGAUGACUCCUUGGGGAGGUGUACCCAAUAUUAAUACAAGUAGGUUUUGCCAAAGAUAUCUGUAAAGAAAAGCAUGUUCCUAUGUUUCUUAAGCAAUACCUUAGCUAAAGACAGCAAUUUACUCUCUUACCAAUGAGUAAAACCUCCUUCAAUGUCCUCUCCGGUCUCUUUCCCUGUGCCAUGAUGCCACUAGUGAAAAUACCGAGAUAAGGCCCAUAAUGGGAGGUGUUUGCCUUCAGGGCUUUCUGCCAGAAAGCCAUGCCUUUACUUCUCCCUGGAGAUUGCACCCACUCACCCCAAGUUACAAGGUGCAGGAACAGGCCCCAGCUGCGGUGCAGAGAUGAAUGAGGCUCCACUCUCCUUAUUGCAAGUCAGUGUACCAACAAAAUUAAAAUGAAGCAGUUUUUGGGGGUAAAACUGUUGAAUAAUGACUCUUUAAAGUGGAAAAUAUGCUGAUUGUUAGAAAGGCAGUUAGACUAAAUGAGACUUUGACUACGUGCUUGUGUUUUUCUGUCACUUAUUGCAUUAAGAAAAUGUAAUGUUACAGGCGAGCUGCAGUUUCAUAAACUCUGUCAUCUUUUAUGAAGGACUUCCCAUAAGAUGGCAGUAAAUCUAUUUUGUGCUAUAUUAAGUUUCAUCCGUAUAAUGUUUUCUAUCUAAAAUCGAUAUUUCAUUGCAUUAAAGUUCAUUUGUUUUGAAGUCAUACAUUUUUUACACAGCUUUGGCAAUCUUGCCUCUGCUUAGUCAUGCAGAUUAAGUUCUGGAUUAAAGACAAAAGAGAGCACAGAGAGAGGGAAAAAAGGCACAAAGCCGAAACAGUUGAAAAUCUUCUUUUGAGCCUCAAGCAAUAAUGGUGUGACGUAACAAUCACCCUACUUUGAUAUCAAGAGCGUGAAAGUAAAUCUUGUGAGGAAAAUGAUAUUGAUAACACAGUCGUAUAGCCGCCAUUGUGCUCUGACUUCCUGGUAGCAAAUCAAAGAAACCUUAAUUCUAGACAAUAGUCAUUCAAACAAUAGACAGUGGGUGUUUAUUUUUCUCUGUCAGUCCAUUUGUGGUUGGAGGAAAGUACAGAUGGUCACUGUGCAUCAAGGAUAAAAGUGUAUCUGCAACCACAGCAAGCAACCCCCAGUGUAUGGUCAUCAAAACAGCACCUUUGGCUAGGCCUGCACGAUAUAUCGUUUGAGCAUCGUCAUCGCAAUGUAUGUUUGCACAAUAGUCACAUUGCAGAGCUUGCAAUGUAGAAGGUAAAUGAACUCUUCUAAUUUCAAGAGUAGCUGACUGAGAUUCACUGCAUGGGAUUCUGCGUGUGCUGUGCAGCGAUCCACCAAUCACAUUGGUUCUUUACUCAGUUGCCAAUCAGACUACCCUACCAGCCAUCAAUCAAAAUCAGAGAAGAGGAAACCAUGCCCCUGCACAUGGAGUGAGAAACGAAUGCCCGCCGACAAUUACUUUCAGAACAUUACUCAUCACUGUUAAGCCCCACAAAUAAGAAUUGUACAGGUUUUAAAUUGUACAUUUCCGUGGACCACUCUACUACAAGCAGUGCACGUUUCCUCGAGUUGCCUGCAAUUCUUGGUGGACAUGUGUUUCUCUGCACAACACCGGUAACAACAACAAUUGCAAAAUGAGCAACGAACAAGAGAAAAACACAGAAGAUGAAGACUUGUUGCCAAAAAGAAAAGCAACGUCAGUUAUCUGAAAUUAUUUCUGUUACAAGAAAGAUGUUGUUGACCAAACACCUGUUCUGUGUCUGCAGUGCCUUUCAUCUGUUGCCACAACGAGAGAUAACUAGUCCCAGCACAAUAAAAGCAAGCUAAAAAUAUCUCUCAGACAGACAGAAGCCAUUCUAUUAACACUCACAAAAAGAGGCAAGAUCAGUGCAGGUUAACCAUCCACAGGAUUUCAGCAGUGCAGCAUUGCUAUAUAAAGUGCUAUUCAGGUCAUCUUGUAAAACUUCCUGUAUUUUUUAAUAUCACAAUAUAUAUCGCAGGGUUGGAAAAAAAUUGCAAUGUUGUUUUUUUCAAUAUCGUGCAGCCCUACCUUUGUCACUGGGCCUCUUUAUUGGGCUUAUUUUUUCAAUGUUGCAGGAGCAACAAUCAGCUUUAAGAUGGCAAAGUGAAUGGGUGUAGAAAAGGUGGGAUCAUUAAGGCUGAAAGUCACAUGCUCUUUUACUUCAGGUGAUUUUUUUUGUUUUGGGUGGAUUUUUGUGAUGCACUUUUUAACAGUAAGAAUAUCAUCAGCUUAAGCAUUUGUUAAGGAACCACCCAGAGAACUGGCCUAGCCUCAGACCCAUCAUCAAGCUCAUUAUUAUUUUUGCUGGCAGGGGGUCUGAUACCAGAGUCAUUCUAAAUGUUACUCCAUUGUUGUCAAAUGAACCCACUUAAUCACAGACAACUUAACCACAGAGACGACGCAUGAGUGCCACCCAUCCCAGAAGUACUUUUUUUUUUUUUUGUUUUUGGCUGCCGGUAACAAACAUAGAUGCUGCUUAUGGAGUGUUACUUUGUGACAGUGUUACUUACAGCAUGUUAUUCCUUUUGCCUUAAAGCCUAAAACAUACAGGAUCCGUAUUGAGCGUGUAACGUCAGUGUCGUGUAUCACACAGCGAAAAGGUUGCCAUUCUAAUCAAUGAUGUAUCGCACACAGGAUACCUAUCAGCUCCGUCACAGCUCUGUCUCAGAAGCGUAUUGAGCACAGCUCUGCUAAAGAUGCGUGCCAAGUCUAUUUUUGCUUCUCUACAUGCCAAUGUACACAAACAGGAUCAUUCUAGGCAGCAUGUCAUGCACUAAAAUUGCACAUGUCAAAUGGUAUUUCAAAAUAAAACACCAUCUGCGGACUCCCGACUGUGUAUCAGCUCAUGUAGAUGAGAAAUACUUCCUGGUUAUGGAUUUGUCAGUAACACAGAACGAUCCAAUGGUCAAUCCCUGAUCCAUAUGGACCCCAACAGGACAUUUAACUGCUAACUCCAAAAACUGCUAAUCCGAAACGGUAAAAUUAUGUUGCUUUUCCGCAUGUAGUAGAGGCUCAACAGUCACUAAAUUAUAUUCAAAUUAGCAGGAAAUAGAGCACACAAAGGCAAAACGACCUGUUGUGAGCAUGUUGUUUCCUGCAUACUGAGUCCAGCUGACCAGGGCUGCACUAAGCUGCUGCCACACUCCAUAUACGCAUCCUGUAUGCGAUAUCCAACGCUGCUCUAUGGAGCAAAUGAAGAACGUGCUCGAUAAGGAUCCUGUAUGUUUUUGGUUUCAGGGAAGGUUUUUAUGGGUUGAACAGCUGCAGGUCUCAGAUCAUUUUGGCUUAUGUUUACAAAGGAGUCAUUGGUGAAGUGGUGAGCACAAACGGCUUCACUGAGACUAUUGUUUUCCAUCAAGAUUUUACACUUUUUGUUCUGGAACUUUUGUCUUUGGGAGGAGAAAUCUGCUGUGACUUACUUUUACAACCAGAAGCAGACUUACAUAAAGCAACUUUCCAAGACAUACUGAUUCAACAAAGUGAGGAGUGGGAAAAAAUCAGGCCAGUAAAAUUGAAUUUUCAGGCAAGGGAUUAUUUGUAUGAGCUUCCUGCUGGUUCUUAAAGCGGCAUUGGAGCUGCCAGAUGGGCUUCAACAUUGUCCUGAUACUGUGGCAGAGCCUGUCACCAAGUUCAGGCCAAGUUUCAUAAUGUUAUUGGAAUAAGUUGUUCAGGGAACCAAGGCAACCGGUCUGUACAUUUUGCCAACAUCCAUUUAUCUCCAUUUAUUGGGCGGCAGUAGCUCAGGGGGUAGCGUGGUCGGCCAAUAACUGAAAGGUUGGUGGUUCGAGCCCCGUCCUGUCCCUAGUCUGUACGUUGUGUCCUUGGGCAAGACACUUAACCCACCUUGCUCCCAGUGUGUGUCCUCCACUGGUGUAUGAAUGUGAGUGUUGUGUGGUGGUGGUCGGAGAGCCGUUUCCGUCAGUCUGCCCCAGGGCAGCUGUGACUACUAAGGUAGUUUACCACCACCGAGGUGUGACUGUGUGAGUGAAUGAAUGAUGUAUCCAAUGUAAAGUGCUUUGAGGGUCUCUGAUAAAGCACUAUAAAAACCUGAUGCAUUAUUAUUAUCUCUUAAUCAUGAAACAGUGCUUAAGUUUUACAAGGACAUCCAACAUUGUUACCCUAUAUGAAUGUAUUACAUGUGGUCUCCUUUAAAUGACUUAUCUUCAUCAGCAAUUCCCUUCUGAAUAAAUAGUCAGUGCUGACUUUUUAGAGACACAUUAAACAAGGUGGUUCUUACAUAUACAUAUGUGUGUUGUUAAAGACACACUCCGAUGAAAAUCAAGUAUUUCUUGUUUUUUAUAAGUCCAUGUGCCAUUUUUCUGAUGCUACAGGACCUAUCAUGAGCAAACUAAAUGCAAAAUUGCUUUUCUGAGGAUUUCUUCACUAAAAUCACUGUGAAUCUCUGGCAGACCCAAACGGCAGGAUCAGAUUCAGUGAGAUUUCAUAUGUAACAAAUCCAAGCUCCGCUCCCAGAGCCCCACUAUGCAAGCCAGACUCUGCAUAUAGAGGAGAAAUACAGAGGACGAUUACAGAACAAGCAAAUUGCUAGUGAUCUACUGGAGCUCUGCAGAAAAAAAAAAAGCCAUUGGAAAUGACACAGGUAACAGGCUUUGUGGCAAACUUAAUAAUCAAUUAAAGACCACUGAGAACACUUUAAGUAGAUUAAAAAAAACGAUCGCAGUGGGACUUUAACUGUAUAACAGAGAGAUGACAUACUGUUUAGUCUGUUUUUAGCAGGCAUCAACCUCAGAAGCUGGAAAGGAAGGAAAGGAAGACAAUGUGAAAGUGAUCAAAACUGCAGUCCCUCAAGCGUCCACUUGAGACUGACACUAUAAGCUUCAUAGGUGAAGUCUUUGUACAGUUUUUGGGCAGAGUUGUGAACGGGGAAGAAAGAGUAAGGACUGGUGUGACAACAGGAUUGGAUCUGGACAUUGGUUGCCAUGUUAAAGGUCUAACGUCUUUGUAAUCAGAGCUAAACCAUCACCUCACUUUAGCCCCACAUUUAAAUUUGUGCACAUUCGGAAGUCUUAAGAAGUGACAUGUUUGUUCUCUGCCAGCCCCUUUAUUUUGAAAUUCUUACUAUAAAUUAAAAAUGAAUUAUUUCUGAGUGUAGGGCAACACAUGUACCAAACAGAGUGGUACCUAACACACCAUAUUUGAAAUCGAGGGUAACCAUUCACCCUGUCACAUUUGAUGAGUUAGGUUUGAGAGUGUGUUGACCAGAGCUGAAGUAUCAAAGUGCUGCAGACAAACUCAGGGUUUCUCGGUUGCUUUGAACCUGCGUGCGAAUCAUGUCAACAACUAUUUUACUAAUCAGCUUACAUUACUACCAACAGUCUUCACAUCUCAGACAGACCUGUUCCAGCAGUUUAUCAACUGAACUCUAAAAAAGCAAAGAUUUAUCGAGUUUGUCUAAGCACAGGGAGAUCUAGUGGAGGGUUUUAAACUAAAUGCUCCGCUGGGAGAGGAAGCAGAGUGCUGCUGCUGCACAGAGGGUGAUCUGCCUGAGGUAGCCUGGCAGCAUGCAACACACACACACACACACACACACACACACACACACACACACACACACACACACACACACACACACACACACACAUACACACACACACACACACACACAAAUGUACAGUACACUCUAAUACACGUUAAAGACACACACAACAUGCUCCCAUUUACUUUGUUUCUCUACAACACAGACAUUUACAAAUGUCUCCCUCUGCUUCUUCCCCACAUCUGCUUUAUUGUGGAAAUCAAUGGCUGCAGAGCUCAGCUGGACAAAGUGGCGGUGGAAAAAUAAAGAAAUCAAUGCAGCCUUAUUAACUGAGCAGAGCUUCCUUUAGCGCUGACACAAAAAUAUGUGUGAGAGUGUGUGAGAGGAGUGCGGUCUUGGCUGCCAGCUUGUGUUGGACCGGUGUCUGUGAAUGAUGAUGGCUGCAACUGGAUGUAGGACGGAUGUGCGAGUGCAUAAGCAUGUAAGUGUCUUCCCCUGUGUGUGUGUGUGUGUGUGUGUGUGUGUGUGUGUAGGUCUGUCAGUAACAGUGUGUACGUCCCUGACUGUUGGUGGCAAGUGUUUGUGGACAAGUGCUACUUUGUGAGCGUGCUCUGCAUGAUCAUGAGGUGUGCAUACGUGUGUGUGUUUUUGUGUGCAUGCUUGAGACUAUCGCUCAAAGUCAGUGUGUUACUCUUGGGUUCCAGCCACAGUCCUCUCCCUUUUGCCUUGGCCGCAGUCUAUUUGUGGACAAUGGGAUGCUCAGAGACAAAUGAUUUAGCACCUGUCAGUCAACACAAAGGGUGAGAGAUGAGAAAAGAAAGAGGUCAGAGAUGGGAGGAAAUGGGGAAAUGAUUGAGACCUUCAGAAUAAAGGGGAAGAAGAAGUUCAAGCCAGAGUUGAGCAAAAAAGAAAUCACGAUUUAGCUUUGGGUCUUCACAUCACUCAUGUUCCCGUGAGCAAUUUUCCUAGCAAGCUGACAGAUUCUAUUUUCGUUGAGUUGUUUGCCUAACACUGGCUCACAUGAACUGUGCCUGGCCUUCGGGCGCAGACCUUCCCUUCUAGUAAGAGUUACCAUAACAACAGAUGAGGCCCACCUGCACCGGUGGCAGCAUAGGGAUGUGAACUUUGCUUCUGCCUCCAGCAUUCUGGAUGUGUGCCGCACCUUCCGACACGUCGACACCUACCCUCCCCUGAAAAAAUGUUAAAAAAGAGGGAACCACAACAGCAGUGUGUGGUGAAUUUUCUCUGUGCUGCGACUGUUUGGCCAGGCAAGCUGUGAUUGUUCAGCAGGAGAAUGAUUUGUUUGAGGCGUGAAAACAAAGCGCUAUGUCAAGAAUAAAGAGGCAAUUGUAAUUUCAGAAACUCCCAAAUAAACAAACUCCCAGCUGCUUGAAUCCGGUGUGAAAUAAUGUUUGCAGAGCUGCAGCUUGCAGCGUGUGGAUGCAUGUUAGGAGGUAGAUGCUGGUGCUCCUGAAUGCUGAACAGGCUUUGUGUGAUGUGCACUUUAUUAGAUUUGCUGACUGACAUCUGCCCUGUCUGGACUCUCCUUUGACACUUGUCUAUGCACACAACAUUAAGCUCUAAUCAGCCUAUUUAUACAUUUAUACAAAGUCCAUACAGAUAGGAGGCUGACCUCAUUUUUAAUACAGAACAAAGCAGCCCCCCUCUAUGAAAACGUCGACAGUGCCGAGAGCGGCUUAGCUAACGAGCAUCUGAUUGUGCAGAUUACGCAUGUUCCAUAGAGGAUUAACGAGACUGAAAUGAACAAAUUGACCUCUUACUUUUGAAAUCCCACAUCAACAUGACAAAAGAUGAGAGCGAGGGUAGACUAGAUCUGAAAGAACAGAGCACAUACUGUACCAAAACUCACCCACAGCAGCAUUAUUUAAAUCAACCUCUCCCUGGAUGUUGUUUUAUUUCAGUCACUGUGUUUUUUCAUCGUUUCCAUAACGUGAAAACUCUAUGGGUUAUCUUUGUCUCUACAUCUCGUCUGUCUUGUUCGUACACUGAAAGUGCGGCGCGUUUCCUCACUCAGGCUUUUAAAGGCAUGGUAUCUUUUUUCUCUACCUGGCAGGGUGUCAUUUGCAUUGAUGUGUCUCCAACAACAAAUAUAGGAGCAUGAAUCCUCUCCUGUGUGUAUUCUUAGCAGAGGGCAAGCCAGCACCCUCCCCUCUGACACUUUGCAAGCAAGUCAAAGCUAUUUAAAAGUCAUCUCACUGCGGGAAGUAACAAAGGCUCAAUGACAGACCAAGGCCUUAUUCAAAAUUCAAUUUUUGGGCUUUCUCUCUCUGACAAUGGAAACACAUAAUUUCUCUCCACGCUUGUUUGCUGCUCUCUACAAAGGAAAUGGCAUGCUUUGUUAAUGAGCGUCUCUGUUUUUGCUGAGAGAAGAAGCUGAGCAGCUUAUGUGGGUCACAUUGUAUUAAUCUAGCAGGCUAUCCCCUGUAAUGUGCCCUAAAUCAAACAUGCCAUAUUAAAACCCAGUUCAUUGCUCAUUUGCUUCAUAAUGUGGCGUGUCUGAACUAAGAGUCACUUCUCAGCCUCUGAAAUAGCGAUCCUAGUACUCUUGCAUUUCAGUUUUAAAUUACUGCUCUGGAUUAUAGCGGUACAAAUGAGAAACGCUUGAUAUCAAUCUGGCUGAACAGUUCAAACAGUCCUCUUGUUGAAUAUUUAUCAGUCACAGUUUAUUUCAGGCACAGGACCCUUUCAUCACUUAGCUCUAAUGAGAUCUUUGUGCAUUCUAGUAAUUAAUAACAACAUGAUUCAAAAUCAUUGAGAGUGAGAUGUUAACGCUCACAAUUAUCUCACUGGGUGAUUCUACAAUCUUGAGCAAACUCGAAAUUUUCACAAGAUAGACAAGCUUAAUGGGAUCUGGAGCCACGGCCGGGCUGCACAUGAAUGUUUUAUAUCAAUGUGAGACUUUGGAGGGAAUCAAUGCCAUGUCUGCGCCUCUGCUGGAUGAAGAUUCUGUACAACGAGCAGGGCGGCUCAGCGGAGCACAAUAAAUCUACCUGAUGUCAGCGGAGCAGAAUGACAAGCUCAGUGUGACAUUUCAACAUGUAUUAUAUCUCCAGGCCCGCGGUAUCUCCAUGCGAUCUGUUGCUGAUGAACUGUAGUGAACACUUCUGGGCGACGUGAUAUUGGACAGCAGGUCUAAGGCCGUUUCGAUGUGAACAGUCGAGUGAAACAAUAAAUCCCUUCCAGGCUGUAUAGAAAUAAAAAAGGGCAUGGGUGAGUUGCUCAGUGAUGGGUUUAUAUCACAGACAGAUAUUCCUGAAAGGUGCUGUAAGCGUCCAGAGAUGAUACCUCUGAUCAGAUGAACGGAGCUGGCUGCCACUUGGGAUUUGCUAUGAGGGGGUAAAUAUGGUUUCUCACAUUGUAAGGAUCAAAAAUGCGUCCCACCUCUUUGCUGCACAUCUGCACACGUGUGUGUUUCAAAGACAGCACAGCAGACUGAAAGAGAGGCAGAGUGUGAGUGUUUGCGCAUACAUUAAAAGACAAGAGAGAGGUCCUUGAGGCAACCUGCACAUCUUCUAUCACAUCUUUAAUUAAUUGAAGCCCAUAAUAGAGGCUGUUGCAAUUUCACUGAAUAGAUGCGGCUGAAUGGAAAACAGGCAGGAUGAGAAGAUAGUUUUAUGUUGCAGUGCUUUUUAUCAGUCCUCCCUUGUCAUUUCACAGUCACAGAGUUACACAACAUAUCUGCAGUCUUUGCUCUGAGGAUGAAAUGACUGUGAGCGGAAAGGGUUUGUUGUUACAAAGUGAAGUGAGAAACACAGCAGCAAAAGUACACCUGUCCUACACUCAAGAAGAAGCACAGAUACUUUUGACCUUUUAACCAAAAAACUCCAGUAACGCAGAAGUACUGAUUCAUCUUCUAAAGUAAUAGAAGUUAGAGUGAACAAAUGCAGGCUCUGAAAUAAACUCUGAAGGGAAAAAGGGAAAUUGGCUUUGAGACUUUCUACUGGCUGAUUAUAUGUAAAAAGUGUGCAAAGACACCCCCCCCCCCCCCCCCAGGAAAAAAAAGGAUAAUGAUGAUAUAAUUAAUUAAUUAAUUGAUUAAUUAAUUAUUUUUUUUAAAAAGUAAAAAAAUAAUAACACAAUCACAACACUACAAUUACACUAGAAAAGAGCUACUCCACAAGUGUUUGUGAAUGCAGUUGGCUCAAUUACACGUCGUCAACCAUUGAGUCAUGUUUUAUCUGCCUCAAUAGCCCAGUGACAGAGACUUCUGGAGGGGAAAGACAGCCUUAUUACACAAUUGUUUGCAACGCUUUUAUUUUGACUUCUCUACUGUCUAGUGUUUGGGCUGUGUUUAGGCAGAAACUCUUAGGAUGUUUUUGGAUUUAUAAUAAAUCUUGAUCAUCAGUUAAAAGUGUCUGACCACUCCUAGAUAAGAGGGCUGCAAGCUAACCAAUAGAAAAAGUUAUGGGGAGGAGGAUUUUCUUCAGGUGCUGCUGUUGUUAUCUGUUAAAAAUGCAAACAGAAAAAUGCUAAAGUAAGACAGGGUUAGAGAAGACCCCUCAGUGGCUCACCCUGAGUACAGGAGAUCUAGUGGUCGAUUUCACAUAACCAGCAACUAACUUUGAUUAUCCAUUACAUGCAUGUCCAUGUCAAAUACAAAUAAUAUUGGUUUUCCUCUUUUCUGCCGUGUCAGUUUCCUCUGCAAACCUCUUUUCAGUACAAGAAGUGUGUAAAACAACAUGCCAAAUAUGCCAAUGAAUCAUCCUUUUGUGGUCUGUAUAAUUAUCCAAAGUCUGUCUUGUUGUUUGGAAGGCUGUAUGCAAUGAUGUAAAAAAAAAAGAAAAAAGAAAACACUCCAAUUUUAUGACAGCUAAAACAUGAAACCUGUUCUUAAAAUUUGAAGUAGAAAACAAAGAUUUUUAGAGGGAAAGAGCAAAAAGGUUCCCAAAAAAAGACUUAAGUUUAUCACAGAAAAUUGAAAUCUUGAAGCAUUAAUGAGAAGUGUUUCUCUGGUUGUGAAAAAGCCAAACUGACAGUAAUGCUUUUUUGUGAGCUACAAAAGAAACAAGACCGAUGACCAAAACCAUUUAUGUUUGAGGUUUUUUUUUAAGGCUGUUGUCACUGCGAGGAAGUAGGCAUCAGACAGGGAAAAGUAACAGCGCAUGUGGUGAAAUAAAGUUGACUCUAAUAUAGAUUUCAUCAUGGAGCAGAUGCACUCCUAAGUUGAAAAAGUAAGGAGCACACAAAGAACUCAAGGGGCACAAUGAAAAUUGAUCAAAUAAUGUGUCUUAUUAGUUGACUUAAGUACGGUUAUUUGAAAUCAAUUUUAGGUCAAUUGGUCACAUGACAUUGAAGCUAUUGAAGAAAAUGUUCAAAAUUUGCCUUUAAAUUUAACACAAAUUUUUUUAGAGGACAAAUUAGGGAAAGACAGAGGUGUGUCUUAUUGGUCGACAUAAGUCCUAUUAUUUGAAAUCAAUUUUUAGGUCAAUUGGUCAUUCGAAGCUACUGAAGGAAAACAGCCUUUUUUGAAAAAAUCAGUUGGUAACUAAUUGAUGGUCCCUUGUUCAACACCCGAUGUUGACAGUGAGGCUGCUGAGUAGAUUUAACCCUGCUGCUGUUUCCAGGUAUGGAGAGUGAGAAGACACCGGUAGAUACACUGUGAAUGUCCAUCAGAUAUCCUAUUUAAAACUAACUUCACCUCAGUAUUUACUUGAAAAAACAUUUGUUGCCUCGGCUGAUUUUUUUUUCUCGCACACAUGUGCCCCUAAAUACAUUUUACAAUUCGCACACAUCUAUUUUUAGUCCUGGUGAUGAGUGUUAACUAAUUCAAAUAAUACCCUUAGUCCUGGACAUUAAAAGCGACCACAUAUCAAUGAAGACCUGUUUUAUCUUCUGUCUUUGUCCAAAAAAGAAAGCCAGAAUUGACUUGCUAGCUAGUAUGUCUAAAGGGUUGUUUGUCUUCAGUUAAGCCCCGCCCACCCUAAAACUGCAAAGGGUCCUUGAGUUCAUGUGUUUAUUUGGUUUCUGAACUUUAAAGCCUGUAAACAAAAGCUUACUGCGACCUCCUUUAUCAGACUCUGCAGCAGUGACAGGCAUUUUAACACACGUUGCUAAAGGUCCAGAAUCUUUCUUGUGCCUUUAUUUUGCUUUUUUGCUUUUAUAAGGGGCAUAAAGGAAUCAGUAUAAAUUUCAGUCUGUUUUAGGAUCAAUCAGUAAUUCUUUACAGGAUAUUCAGUGUACUGUUAGAGGAGUACCUGCAAAUUGUGACUCUUUAGAGGGUGAAUGAUGCUCACUUUCUUCUCUUUUCCACGUUUCCCCUCUAGAUUUGUUAACCGUGAAACCACCAUGGUCCCCCUGUGGUUCUCCAGACUGGUCCUAAUCGUGUUGGCCUGCAGCCCUCACCUUUCUCUGGGAUGCCCCUCUGGCUGCCGCUGCUACAGCCUCACGGUGGAGUGUGGAUCUCUUGGGAUUAAAGAAAUCCCACAGGGUGUCCCUUCAGCCACAGAGGUCAGUUGGCCAAUCGACUAUGAGUUAGGACACUUGCUGUUAGUGCAUUACAGUUGACCUGCCCAUCCUGCAUCAGUGCAUUUGUGCCACUCGCCCCCCUCUCUGAUCCAUUCUUAUUACCCUGAAAUGAUUGUGGUUAAUCAAUUCACCAUGGCCCUCUUUGAUGUAAGCCUGAGGGAGGGGCUGCGCUGCUGGCUGUGUAAUUAUUCAUUCUUGCUCAGAAAGUGACUCUCACACACCCUCUGAUCAUCUGUCGAGAAGAUGUUUAACAUUACAUCGUCUUUUCCUCUCGGGUUCAGGCCCCCCAACAUUACUGCAGCUCAUGAAUAUUAAUGGAAAGCAUGUCCGGGAUAAAUUGUUCCAUUAACCUCAAUCAGCAGGUCUAUCUCGUCAAUCAUACUUUACCUCAUGGCCCGUGUUUUCCUCUUUGAAAACAUCGCUUGUGAAUGCACAUUAGCAAUCAAGCAAAAAGCCAUGCAUUAUGGAUCAAACAGUUUCUUUCGUGUAGCAGCAAUCACUCAAACAGUUGUUGCUUGAAGAUGUUUGCUGACAAGGUCUGUGAUUUCUGCUGUGUUUGGCAAAAUAACUGAGCCUUGCAAAGGGUAAAAUGCAAAGCAACCCACAUCAUCAGAGCCACAAUUAUAAUUAUCCUGAACUACCAUGUCCCACAUUGUUUGUACUCGUACAUUAGCAUAGAGUGUAUUCAAAGAUCUGCACAGCCCAAGAGUGCAGAGAGGCUUAAAGUGUCUCUGUUGUCAGUAAAUCUCUCUUCAUGGUUGGCACAUUAUUCCAUCAUCUCAUCGAUGUUUUGUCGCAGUCCAGACCACCUACACUGUGACUAAAAACCCUUAGUUUUCAGUCCUGGAAAAGUUGGUGACAAAUCAGCAAUUUUCAAGUUACAGAGAAGUUUUAAAAGUUGGAGAAAAAUCCUGCCAAAGCCUGGCCAUGCUCCCAUUUUGUCUAAGGUGAUCCUAAAACAAUCUGCACGAUUGUGAGGCAGUUUUUUCUAAUUUUUGUGUUACAGUAGAAGGGACAGGAAAACAAACACACAAUGAGCCCUAAAGCUAAUACCGAGCAGUAACACCAGGUCCCAUUCAGGGAAGUGCUUUAAUGUUUAGCUGGAGAGCCAAAACAUCAGGGGUAGUCAAAGCAGUGUUUGUCAAUAUACAGCUUGAACAUACAUAUUUUUCAGGAUGCUUCUUAAUCCCAGAGAAUAAUUGCUUCAAAAUAGACUUAUGAGACUCACAAAAAAUUGUUUGGCUCAACUUUUCCCUUUUGAGGGAGAAUAAGUUUAGUCACAAAUGGGUAAAUUGCUCUGCUUAUCUUGGUAAAGUAACUCAAAACAUUUUGACCUUUAGUACUCUUAAAUUCUGCUAUAUGGAAGACAUACUCUGGUCAACUUAAAAGUUUUAUCAAAGAUAAAGGUCACAUUUUUUUAAUGCCAUUUCUUAUUAUCAAGGUCUGUAUCUGAACUAGAACAAAAUCAAGCUCAAACCAAAAGGAAAAAAAAAUUGCGAUCCUGUUUAACGACUUCAGCCACAGGUGGUCAUAAUGACCAACAAUAUUAAGCUGGAUUAAAUAACAAGGCAGUUGAACACAGCUUUCAGUCAGUCAGUCAAUGUUAACUAUGCAACAGAAAUUUAAUUAUUAAUAUGUUAUUACUUAUUUAUCACAACCAUAGUUUCUUAUGUUGAAAUGUUUUCUUAAUGCCUUCAGAACAUUGAUUAAUUUUAAUGCUGGAUCUCUGCUUGAACGUUGUUGUAAAUAUCCAGCAAAAAUGUAGUUGUCAUCUUGUCGUUAGUGACUCCCCAAGUUCCUUAGUCUUACCACAGUUCUACAAGGCUUACAUUACAUGACUUCUUAGGUGAUUUUAAAGUCGCAAACACAUUUGCAAGAAGAGUUUUGCUGAAGUCAAGGCACACUCCCAUGAUCUGCGUUGUUAGGCAUAAGGUGAUGUUGAACCCUGAUCAGGACUGGUGUUGAACCUGAUCAGGUGGUCUUGAACCCUGAUCAGCCUUUCAAGGCUGUGUUUUUCCUCUCCUGGCACUACAAUAGAAUUAAACCUGUUUAUUUAUACUGCAGGUCUAAAGUUCUCAACAUAAUUUCUGUAAAUUUUCAGAAGUGCAUGAAUGAAAGAGUUUACAAUUUACAUAAAGGCAUUCCUCAAAUUUAACCAAAAGAAUAAUUGUUUAGAAAAAAAAAAAAAAAACAAUAAUCAUGCAGGGCUCUAGUUUUGUGCCCACCGGCGGCACGGCGGAGGGUGGCACACCCCUUGCAGUGGUAUAUUCAUCUGGUGGAGCCCGGCACACAGCCAGUUUGGUAUCUUCGCCAACCUGGGCGUGGUGGCGCAGUAGAGGGAGGUGUCGACAGAAUCAGCUGGCGCAGUGAUAUUUUCGUGCUUGGGAAGUGCGCUGAAAGCUCGCCGAUUUAAACCUGGUCAGCUUUCUAGUGGUAUUUUAGUAGACCGACGGAGUAGUGCGCACAUGUUUUCAAUGCCUCACAGGCAGUUUCCACAGUGUCAAGCACAUUUCAGUGUGAUAAAUAAUCAACAACAACCAAUAUUCAGCACAUAUACAUUUAGAUCUAUAUCGAUAUAUUUUGAUCUUUAUCUUAUCUGAUGAGCACGAUUGGCAUGUGUUUGGACACUCAACCUGACAGAAUUAACACAGCUAAAACCAUAUUAAAUUAAAUAUCCAGUAAAUAGUAACACAUGAUGAAGUUAACAAGAUAUCUAAUUCAUCUCCCCCCUUUUUCUAUCUUCCUCUUCCUCUUAUUUCUCAUGCAGCUCAACCGGACAUGUCUCCGUGUCCUCUCCCUGUCCUGCUGCUGCGGCGGCUGAACAAAUGAUUUAUUUUAGUGAUCAGAAGAGUUAUUUACUUCCAAAAUGUGAACAAAAAAAUUAAAGAAACUUCCAUUCAAAAUUACCUGUUUAUCUAAUGUUUUUACAUCCUUAAAAUUCUGUGAAUAUUCAGUCUGGAGUUAGGCUCACAUACAAAUAUAAUAUUCAGUUGCGUGAGCCAAGUUCAUUUUAUAUGCCAACGUCAAUGAAAGAAACAGCCAGGCCACAGAGUGCGAUGCGUCCUUUACGCACAGGUUGUUCUGACUUUAAAGCCAUUAUUAGAAUUCAUGUUGUGAUCUGUGCGCACAACCCACCGUUGUCACGUGGAGUUUAAAUAUAUGCAACUUUAUGUGUGUUUUUUGUGGAAAAGGGUGUUUGUCUUAACAGUGGGUACACCUUACACACACCAAAUCCCUCUUUGCUUAUUUGAGAGUGUGAAGGAUGCCCUCUGCAGCGCUUACUGUGACACUUGUUGAGGAGCUGCUUUUUGUUUCCAAUUGUUGUGGCAUUGCUGUCUUCAGCCAUCUCUUCGACUAUUUUAUAAAAAUUGUAAUACGCCUCGCUGGUGGCGGAUUUAAAGGUGAGGAGAGGAGCUGAUAUGAUUGGUGAAAACAGGUCUCUGCUGUGUUAAACCCACUCCACGCCUUCUCCCCUCCCUCUCUACUACUUACGCCGCUGGGAGGAGCUGAGUUAAGGAGGGGGGGAUACGUUCGCCGGGCUGCGCCGCUCACCAAAAUACAACAUUGUGCUUGGGCAUGCCUUAUCGGUGCGGCGAACCUGACGUAUGCUGCGCCUGCACCACACCACCGAUGAGGCAAACUCAAAGUUAGAAAAAGAGUUGAUGUUUGCAUUUUUGGCAAAAUGUUUCCCACCAAAAUGAUGCAAAUGAUGAUAAAAUUAAGGCAGUGUGCUAAACCUACCUGAUGGUGUGAUCUUGUUUGACCCAAAAAUAUAAACCUCAUUUUUCAGAAGCAGGGCCAGUCAAAGUAAAAUUGACAACAGAAAUCUUUUUCAAGAUUCAAUUUUACUUUGACAGUCUAUGAUCAUACUCUAGUUCAAAACACCUAUUCAAGUAUCAUUUAUUCUAUUGUGUGACUCAAAUACAUUCAGUUUGUGAUCUCUCACUUAGUUGUAUCUGCAUUAUUUUCCUCAUAGACCAUCUUCCUCCAGGACAACGGUAUAGUGCAGAUCCGUCUACAGGACCUGACUCGGCUGGGGAGCCUCCAUUAUCUAUACCUUCAGAAUAACAGCAUCUCAGCGCUGGAGCCCGGCGCGUUCCUCAGCCAGGGGCAGCUGCUGGAGCUGGCCUUAAAUGGAAACCUCAUCCACCUGGUCACAGCAGACAUGUUUCGAGGUCUGGAGCACCUCAGGAUCCUUUACCUUGCUGGGAACCAGAUCACUAGGGUUCAGGACUUCACUUUCAGGGGGCUGCAGGUUGGUGACCCCAGAUGUUUGAUAGUGAUGUUUAGAGGGUGGGUGGAUGAGCAACAGUGAUUCAUUCCCUAUUUGUUUUAAGUGUUCCAAAAACCUUAACCAUAAUCCCAUUGUGUGAAGGGUAAAAAGCUUAGCCCUCAGCAAAGCUAAAGCUUUUGAACAUCAGCUGCCUUUCAUGGAUUAUAUAUAGAAUGAUGUCUGCAACUGUAAAUCCAGUUCAUAGCAACAUGUCUGACUAAUCCCUGCCAUACACUAAUACAGUACAGGAUGAGUCAGGUGGAAUUAAGUCAUCCUCUCCUCACAUUUGACAUCAGUUUACUCCCUCUUCACUUGCAUGUUUCAUAUUUCCCCCCCUCUGUUUUGUGGUUGCAGCGUUUGCAGGAACUCCACCUGCAGGAAAACAGCAUAGAGCUGCUGGCAGAGAAAGCUCUGUCGGGUUUAUCAUCCCUGGCCUUGUUGGACCUCAGCAGAAAUCACCUCUGCACCCUGGGAGCCUCAUCCCUCAAACCUCUCGUGAGCCUGCAGGUCCUCCGUGUCACAGGUAGGCACAGCAAGAACAGAGGUUGUGACUGUUAAAUAAAACCAUACCCUGGAAAGAUCAAAUCUGAGUCAUAGUCCUCUGAAAAAAAAACAAACAAACAAAAAAAAAAAAACAUCCAUGCUGCAGUUUUGGCAAGCUAAGACUGCCUGGGAAUGCACCACAACAGCCUCAUCAGACAGGCUUGUGUAAAUAAAAAUUAUGUGCCCUGAAACAUGUUUUGCAUAUCAAAAGGUUUCAGCCAACCAUAAACCUUUCAUGAGAAAGAAAAUCCCUUAAAGACACAAUUAAAUAGAAUAAAUUAAAGAAACAGAUGCUUAAAAGGCUGUAAGUCCUGAAAUGGAUGCUGAAAGAGCUAAAGCAAAAUUUAAACUAUACUAAGCACAGUAAGUUGUUUACAAUGCAAUAUUCUUUCAGAGUCUACAACCCUAGUUCCUAAAGACUUCAGACACAGUCCAAAUUGUUAAUAAAACAGAUCUUGAUGGUUUGAAAAUUAUUUUUAACCCAAAGAACAACAACAAAAAAUGUUAAGACAAAAAAAUGCUGCUGUAUUUUGAAGAAUAGAAGUUCAUUUUAAAUUAUAUGUCCAGUAACAUGUUUUAUAAGAGCUGAAACAGUGACAACAAAACACUGAAUAAGUCCUGUAAUGCUAAAAUAAAGACUUUCCCCGGCAACUUUCAACUAGUAACAUGAAUUUACUGCAAGAUAGUAGUGUGCUGUGUAUAAAAUGUUUAUUUUGGUCUGAUUCUUUUAAAUUUAAGGAUGAGGGAAAAUUCAACGCAGGAGCAAACAGUUAAAAAAUCCAGAUUAAUUUUACUUCAUACAAAUUUGCAGAUUGAAUCAUCCACAGCAUAUUUAGAGCCAGAGAAUCUAAAUUUCUGUAUAAAAGGGACAAGGUUGGAAACCGGCUCUGGAUGGCUGUAAACUUUGGGCCCUCAGGUGACACUGCAUUAAAACCAGACUUGACUCUGUAGUGGAAACCACCACACAGGCUCAAAUCACUUCCAAAAAACACAGUGUGUCAUUGAUUUAAAACCUAAUAGUUUUUUUUUUUUUUUUAAACAGCAUUUAAACAGCUUUCCAGUAUUUUUGGAUUUGAAGUUCUAUCUUGGGCAUUUCCAGAGUUUUAUAUUCAAUCUCCUGAUUAUGAGUUCUAUUUAGAGUUAGUUCAAAUGAUGAAAGUCUUUGUGAAAAUCAUGAAAACUGCUAUUUUAAACUUUAUUAAGUUUUGUUUUACUGGUUUGCCUACACCUUUCCUGCAGAGAACCCGUGGCGCUGUGAUUGCGCUCUCGGCUGGCUGAGGACUUGGAUCAGAGAAGAUGGACAGCGUCUUCUGAGCUCUGCUGAACAACGUCGGCUGAUGUGCUCUGAACCCCCUCGUCUUUCCCACCUCAGUCUGGUAGAAGUUGCCCCAAACAGCCUGGUCUGCAUUCCCCCUGUGGUGCAGCUGGAGCCCAGUCACUUGACAGUGCGGCUAGGUGAAAGCCUCAGAGUCUCCUGCCAGGCCUCAGGGUACCCUCAGCCUCAGGUCACCUGGAAGAAAGCCUCCUAUGGCAAACCACAGUUGUCACCUCGAGGCCUGGUCCAGGAGCUUGGACCAAAUGGUGAGCUCUUCAGGCCUGGACCUGGAGGAGUGGUGACAGCCCUGCCCAGUGGUGGAGGGAUGAAAGUCCGAGGUGUGGGGGGGAUCCAGGGUCCUGUGCGUGGGACAGAGGAGGGUGGUGAGAGAGAUAGCUUUGAUCCAGACAUGGGCAGCGGUAUGCUUUUUCUGAGUAAUGUCACUGUAGCGCAUGCUGGGCGCUAUGAGUGUGAAGCCUGGAAUCCUGGAGGUGUAGCUAAAGUCACUUUUCACCUGGCUGUCAACAUGUCCUCGUCCUCAUAUUCGUCUCAGUUCUGGCCUCGUUCAAACACACACUCCUUUGUCUCCUCCUCUUCAAACUCCUUCUAUCAGCCGGAGGUUCUGGAUGUCAGCCAGGAGCCGCUUUAUGAACAGGACAGCAUGGACUUCAACGCUCUUGGACCUGCAACCCAGACAGCCAUUGCUGUUGGUAUCUCCCUGCUUGCACUCACGGCCGUUCUCCUCUUGAUCAUGAUUUACACUCGUCACCAGCAGAUCCGCAAAGAGGAAGGCGGUUCCUUCUGUACCAGCAAAGAAGAGAGCAUCCUCUAUGUCAAUGACUACUCUGAUGGACCGACCACUUUUGCGCAACUUGAGGAGUACCGCGACGACCACGGCCAUGAGAUGUAUGUACUCAAUAGAACCAAGCCUGUACUGGGCUCCACGUCCUCCAGGUGUCCCAUGAUGAGUGGGUUUGCCCAGCAGAAAGGUAUGAAAGAGGCUCUCCUGGACCAUGAAAUGGUGCAGACACUGACCAGAUCGGGAGGGAUGGGGCUUCGUAGAAACCCAGCAGAUGGUGGUGAAGGACCCCUGACAACAGACCCAGAGGAGCUCUUCCUCAGUCAGAGCCUCCUCUUUGGAUCACAGGUUGCCUAUGAAAUCCACUGCUAAGGAGGUUUAAUUGAAUUCGGACAUGAAACACAUAAUUAUGAACUUAAUUAAAGACAAAUCUUUGGUGCAAUGGUUGAGGAAUCACAUAAUUAUGUUGUCCUCAACAAAAAAGGAAGCAUUAGUAAGGGGUUGCCAGGAGGAACCUGGAUCAGACUGUUUGAGAUCCCUUUAUGAUUGUUCGUAAUUAUAUUUAAAUUCAAAGGGAUGAACAGUGGAAACAAAAGGGAAAAAACAGCCAAACCAUACCUUUCUGUGUCCAAGUCAACCCUUUAAAGACAAAUCCAAGUGGCUAACAUGACAAAUGGUUAGGCUGAAACUGUGCAGCACAUAGAGGCAACUAACAAUAUGGAUUAAACACUGGUUCAUAUUUUGUACCAAUUAUUUUCCUUUGGUUUUGUUUUGGGUGUUUUGUCAGUGUUUCGUGCAAUAUAAUAAAUUUCACUGUGAAGUACAGUUGUUUUGUGGACCCUGUUGCAGAUCCCAUUAUAAAUAGACCUAAACCGAUCCUCUUACUGAAACAGCAUUGUCAUUACCCUUGUGUAUGAGUGGGCGAGGGUGGGUGGACUUAAUUAAAAAGACUCAUUUCAAAUGCAGCUACAAGUCUUUUUUUACAUUUAUAACAUAACAUUGUGUUCCUUGAUGUUAAUGUCAUGUUUUUCUACUUAUUUGUUGCAACAAUAUAAAAAGCGAUUAACAUUUCUGUUGUCUGAAAUUAAAUCUAUGGUGGAAUUAAUUUUGUUGACAUGAGUCUGUAACAACACUACUAAAUGUGACUGUUGUACAUCUUUGGUUUCUCCAUAAUAAAAUGUAUUUUAAAAGAUCCAGUGUUUCUUUUCUAGCAAGAGAAACUAACACUUAUAUGCAUUUAUUACAUUUGUCAGGAAUUCUGAGUAAUAUGUAAGAUAUCUAUUAAAAUGAAUCAUAGAAUAAGCUUAAAAUAUACAGUAUACCUAAGGGAAACAUGCUCAGCUGAAAUACUGACUUCUCUAAAGACGAUGCAGCAGCCAGAAUAUCUUCUUCAAAGUUGUGAUUCUUGAACUAAAUGGUCUGUUUUUGUUUUUGUUUUGGCAGACAGUUUUAAGGCACCCCCACACAGCCGUUUCGGGCAACACUUGGGUUGCAGAUAUCAGUUCAUAUCAGUCCAGACAGCUUUAUACAUCCCAAGGGAGCAAUUUUGUUUUGGCAGUCUACUCAGACCAUACAUACAGUACAUUAACAAACAACCCUUGACAUGUACAUAAGACAUGAGACCAGCUAUGGGCAAGCAAACCGGUUCUGUUAUACCUGUAACUGAUUUUACCCAACCCAAACCAGCCUCCGCCUUUUCCUAAAAGC
Molecule: messenger RNA, 26789 nt
Organism: Xyrichtys novacula (pearly razorfish)
Lineage: Eukaryota; Metazoa; Chordata; Actinopteri; Labriformes; Labridae
Source: the annotation of a GenBank genome assembly